Molecule: messenger RNA, 750 nt
Organism: Parnassius apollo (apollo)
Lineage: Eukaryota; Metazoa; Arthropoda; Insecta; Lepidoptera; Papilionidae
Source: the annotation of a GenBank genome assembly
AUGAUCAAUUCUCGCGUUUUAACGUCUUGGCUCAAACUACUUGCGCGCACGGCGCACUCCUGUAGCGCCGGGUGGAAGGGCACCGCCAACCAAUCACGACGCACCAGGAGAGUGGCACGACAAUACGUUAGAAGUGACUCAAUAAAAAGGUUUUUGAGAGAACAAGCUCUUUCAGAGCAACCAUCAACAUCACGUGGUGUCUCUUCUUUGCGUUCAGGACAAAGUCAGUUUGAUUUUAAAACAAAGUGUUUUUUUUGCCCAGAAGAGCAUGACGAGGAGGCGGAGAGAAAAAAACCUUAUUCUAAGCGUCGAACCAUUAUCAAAGUUCGUACGACUACGUUUCACAAUUCCGUGCUUCUUGGUGGGCAGGAAAGGAACGAUGAGUGGGGUAACGACGUAGUAAGACGUAUCUGCACUGUUGGGGAUCUACAUGUACUAGAUGCUAUAUAUCACGUGGAUUGUUACAAAAAAUUCACCCUUGCCACUCUACCUUCAAAAAGAAAAGCUGGGUGCCCCAUUGAUGAAGGGAUUUCAGAAGCAAUGAACGAAAUCUACGAUUACAUUGAACAAAAAAACGAUAACUGUCAAUUUUCUAUGGACGAUUUGUUGGGACAGAUUACGGGAGAACCACCAACUGUGAAAACCAUCAAAGCCAGAAUGAAGGAAAAAUAUGGGGACCAAAUUGUUUUCAGUACAACUCGCACCAAACAAACAGUCGUCUGCUUGCAUGCAACUGGUGAAAAAUUUUAA